Heterocephalus glaber (naked mole-rat) is the source of this 1397-nucleotide messenger RNA. RefSeq names its product chromosome unknown C6orf89 homolog (gene CUNH6orf89). Gene Ontology annotation, cellular component: Golgi membrane; nucleolus. The record is from RefSeq and is a predicted model, not a curated record. NCBI's taxonomy places the organism in Eukaryota, Metazoa, Chordata, Mammalia, Rodentia, Bathyergidae.
UGACAUCCAGUUCUGCAGUCGACCGAGGCGUGGGGCGGGCAGAGGCAAGGCGUCGCGUGUGGCGUGGAAUUGUUUCCGGGUCCCGCUCCCGGAAGCAGGAAGUUGUCGGCUCACCCUCCUCGCCGGGCUGCUGGUGUCCCCGAGGCGGGAGGAGCCCGUGGGGGCGCGGGCCCGCAUGUUUCAGAAGCCGGCUCUUCCACUCCUCCCCUGGGGCAAGGCUCACCUCUGCCAGACCUUCCUUCCCAAGGGAUUUUGCAUUGGAAGACAUGGAUGUUAUUGCUAAUGAGCUCAGCAUCUAUGACAAACUUUCGGAAACUGUUGACUUGGUGCGGCAGACCGGCCAGCAGUGUGGCAUGUCAGAGAAGGCCAUCGAGAAGUUCAUCAGGCAGCUGCUGGAAAAGAAUGAGCCCCAGCGGGGGCCCCCCCAGUACCCCAUGCUUAUCACCAUGUACAAGGUGCUCCUGACCCUGGCCUUAGUCUUGUUCCUUACCUACUUUGUGAUCCAGCCUUUCAGCCCACUAGCACCAGAGCCUGUGCUCUCUGGGGCUCAUAGCUGGUGCACGCUCAUCCGCCACAUCCGCCUCAUGUCCUUACCUAUCACCAAGAAAUACCUGCCGGAGACCAAGGGCCCUGUCCUGCCCGCCGAGGAGGAGGACAGACACUUCGCAGACCUCGACCCCUGGUGGCCCUACAACUGUGAGCACAACGAGUCGGAGCACGUCCCUGCCAACUGCACCGUGUGUGCCCACCAUCUGCCCCUCGAGGUGAUGCUCCCGGAGGACACCCCGAGGACGUUCGACAGCCUGCGGCAGCUGGUCAUCAAGACAGGACAGCCUCUGCUGACCGAGGAGAUCCAGCGCUUCCUGUGCCAGUACCCAGAGGCUGCGGAAGGCUUCCCGGAGGGCUUGCUUGCCAAGUGGCAGCGUUGCUUUCCUGAGCGGUGGUUCCCGUUUCCUUACCCGUGGAGGAGACCUCUGAACAGAUCACAAAUUUUACAUGAACUUUUUCCUGUUUUUACCCACCUCUCAUUUCCAAAAGAUGCCUCCUUAAAAAAGUGCUUCCUUCUUCACCCGGAACCUGUUAUGGGGAGUAAGAUGUAUAAAGUGCAUGACCUGUUUGCAGUCGGCAGUGGUGAGGCCCUGUUGCAGCUCAUCCCGCCCUUCCAUUGCCGGCAACACUGUCAGUCCGUGGCCAUGCCAGUCGAGGCAGGGGACAUCGGCUACACCAGCGCUGCCCACUGGAAGGCCUACAUCAUAGCCAGAGGGGUCCAGCCUUUGGUCAUCUGCGACGGAACCACACUCUCAGAACUGUAGGCACCAGGACUACCUACCUACAGAGUGACUCAGACCUGAAAGCCAGGUUGAAAGAGAAGAAAUAAAAACAAACAAUGAAACCAC